UCCUGGAGCCUGAAGCUUGUGCUGUUCGUGUACAGAAAACUGGCCUAAUCCAGGAAGCAGCACAGACACAGAGACAGAGAGGGGGGGAAGCAGAGGAAAAACAUACUCAGUGCAAAACGUGACCGAGUGGGAAAAAGAGACCGUGAUAAGAGGAUCAGAGAGCGAGAGAAGACACAGUGAAUCCCGCUGCUGCAGCAUAUGUGAGGGUGAGGGCACUCUGUCGCUCUCUGUCAUCACUCUCUCUCCACGUCUUCUGUGUCGGCGGGGGAGGGAGCAGCAGCCGUCCUGUCCCGGGCCUGGUGGCAUGUCCCAGCAUCCCACAGGAGCUCACGCACCUCCACCACGACCGUGAGAUCUGCGUGGUGUAGCAGGGCAGGCCAAGCCCCUGAAUCCUCAGCGCUCCCUCCCUGGGACACCCAUCAGUCACACACUCAAACACUUCCCCAUCAACCUGCGUACAUCCAUGGACGGAAAGUACAAGGAGAUCGCUGAGGAGCUGUUCACUCGUAGCCUGACGGAGAGUGAGAUGCGCACCGCUCCUUAUGAGUUCCCUGAGGACAGCCCCAUCGAGCAGCUGGAGGAGAGACGCCAACGCCUGGAGAGGCAGAUCAGCCAGGACAUUAAGCUUGAGCCAGAGAUCCUGCUCCGCAUCAAACAGGAGUUCAUGAAAAUUGACAGCGCUGCCGACCUAGAGUUUAUGAAUGAGCUGGGUGGUGUGGACAGGACGGAUGAUGGCUGGAUGAAGGAGAGAGUAUUACCGAUGGAGCGAGAGUACCAGCGUGUCUCAAUAUCAGGGGAGGAGAAGUGUGGGGUGCCCUUCACAGACCUGGUGGAUGCAGCUAAAUGUGUGGUAAAGGCCCUGUUCAUCAGGGAGAAGUACAUUGCUCUGUCCAUUCAGAACUUCUGUAAGACCACUGCCCGCGAGCUGGGAGAGCUGGGAGAGAAGCCCCUGGACCUACGCAUCUAUGAGGAGAUCCCUGAGACCCCCGUUGAUGCAGAUGCUCCAGUCCACCCCCCUGUCUCAGAGACUCACCCCUAUGAAAACCAGGACACCAAGAACAUGCCUGCAGACACAGGGUACAGCUGUAAGAUGGUGGAUGGGGUCAUGCAUGUCUACACCAAGAAGAGCCCCAUGGAGAAGAGUACAGAGUUGGACCUGCCUUACCCAGACCUGAAGGAGUACAUCGCUGACAUGAAUGUCAUGAUGGCUCUCAUCAUUAACGGACCAGUAAAGUCGUUCUGCUACCGCCGGCUGCAAUACCUGAGCUCUAAGUUCCAGAUGCACAUCCUGCUGAACGAGAUGAAGGAGCUGGCAGCCCAGAAGAAGGUUCCUCACCGCGACUUCUACAACAUCCGCAAGGUGGACACCCACAUCCAUGCCUCAUCUUGUAUGAACCAGAAGCACCUGCUGCGCUUUAUCAAACGAGCCAUGAAGAAGUACCCUGGGGAGAUAGUCCACAUGGAGCACGGGAGGGGACAGACCCUCAUGGAGGUGUUUGAGAGCAUGAACCUGACUGCCUUUGACCUGAGUGUGGACACACUGGACAUGCACGCGGACCGCAACACGUUCCAUCGCUUCGACAAGUUCAAUGCCAAAUACAACCCCAUCGGAGAAUCCAUCCUGAGAGAGAUCUUCAUCAAGACAGACAACCACAUCGAGGGCAAAUACUUUGGCCACAUGAUCAAGGAGGUGAUGGCUGACCUAGAGGAGAGUAAGUACCAGAAUGUGGAGCUGCGUCUGUCCAUCUACGGCCGCUCCCGGGACGAGUGGGACAAGCUGGCCCAGUGGGCCGUCAAACACCAAGUCUACUCUGACAACGUGCGCUGGCUCAUCCAAGUGCCCCGCCUUUUUGAUGUGUACCGCACCAAGAAGCAGCUGGCUAACUUCCAGGAGAUGAUGGAGAACAUCUUCAUGCCACUGUUUGAGGUCACCAUUAACCCCCGCAGCCACCCUGAGCUGCAUCUCUUCCUCCAGCAUGUGGUGGGCUUUGACAGUGUGGAUGACGAGUCCAAGCCGGAGCACCACAUCUUCAACAUGGACAGCCCCCUGCCAGCCGACUGGACAGAGGAGGACAACCCUCCCUACUCCUACUACCUCUACUACACCUAUGCCAAUAUGGCCGUGCUCAACCACCUGCGCAGGAGGCGUGGCUUCCACACGUUUGUGCUGCGCCCUCACUGCGGGGAGGCGGGGCCUGUCCACCACCUGGUGUCGGGUUUCAUGCUUUCAGAGAACAUCUCCCACGGGCUGCUGCUCAGGAAGGCACCAGUGCUGCAGUACCUGUACUACCUGGCUCAGAUUGGCAUUGCCAUGUCCCCCCUGAGCAACAACAGCCUGUUCCUCAGCUACCACCGCAACCCCCUGCCUGAGUAUCUGUCCAGAGGCCUCAUGGUCUCUCUGUCCACUGACGACCCCCUACAGUUCCACUUCACCAAGGAGCCUCUGAUGGAGGAGUACAGCAUCGCCACACAGGUGUGGAAGCUCAGCUCCUGUGACAUGUGUGAGCUGGCCAGGAACAGCGUCCUUAUGAGCGGCUUCUCCCACAAGGCAAAGAGCUACUGGCUUGGGCCCAAAUACAGCAAAGAGGGCCCGGAGAGCAACGACAUCCGUCGCACCAACGUCCCGGACAUCCGCGUGGCAUACCGCAGUGAGACCCUGCUGGAGGAGCUCAACCUCAUCACCCACGCUGUGCGCACCAAGGAGCUGGACAACAUCGACGAGGAGGACACCCUCUCCAUGGCUCCCAUCGGGGCAGAAGGACGCUAAUCAACAACUCCUCUCUAUUGCUCCCUGGAUAGGUUUUAUUUCAUAUUGGAGGAGAUUUUCUGAUCUUCGAUCUGUUCCUGGGUCACUUCCUCUGUCACUUUUAUCCACUGACCCUCCAUACAUUCACACCCCAAGUGAUUUCCUUUGUCAUGUGACCCUGCAUGGGAAGGAAGAUUCCACACUUUGCCUGUGAUUUAAUGACAUGUUUGUACCCAUCACUGAUAUCACACACACACACACACUUAUUGCAGUUUUCCUGUCCUAAAAGCUGCUUAUCUUCCAUCACACAGUGAUGCUGCUUUAACCUUAACAUCUAGUGUAAUAUUAACAUCUAGUGUAAUAUUAACACCUAGUGUAAUAUUAACAUCUAGUGUAAUAUUAUCAUCUAGACAUCUAGUGUAAUAUUAACAUCUAGUGUAAUAUUAACAUCUAGUGUAAUAUUAUCAUCUUGUGUAAUAUUAUCAUCUAGUGUAUUAUUAACAUCUAGUGUAAUAUUAACAUCUAGUGUAAUAUUAUCAUCUCGUGUAAUAUUAUCAUCUAGUGUAAUAUUAACAUCUAGUGUAAUAUUAACAUCUAGUGUAAUAUUAUCAUCUCGUGUAGUAUUAACAUCUAGUGUAAUAUUAUCAUCUAGUGUAAUAUUAUCAUCUCGUGUAAUAUUAUCAUCUAGUGUAAUAUUAACAUCUAGUGUAAUAUUAUCAUCUCGUGUAGUAUUAACAUCUAGUGUAAUAUUAACAUCUAGUGUAGUAUUAACAUCUAGUGUAGUAUUAACAUCUAGUGUAAUAUUAACAUCUAGUGUAAUAUUAUCAUCUCGUGUAAUAUUAACAUCUGGUGUAGUAUUAACAUCUAGUGUAGUAUUAACAUCUAGUGUAAUAUUAACAUCUAGUGUAAUAUUAACAUCUAGUGCAAUAUUUUCAUAAUGGUUAUAACCUUUGAAGUAGGAAAACAGAUACAACUUAGCAGCAAUAUUAUGAGUGUAUUAUCCAUGGGUCAUCUUACCUCACUAUACAAUGCAUAGGUUCCACACUACAUUGUUCCAACAACACCUGUUCCGCACUGAGAGGAACAGUCGCAUGUAACUUAGAGAUGCAUGGAAACCAUGGUAACACUUUUCUAAAGUACGGACGUACUGAGUUUAAAAAACAAACAAAGGACCAAAUCUGCGUGGUCUAGAAACAGAAGUUGUGCACAAUUCCAGUUUGUGUGUGCUGCUGGGUAUCUGCUGGCUUUCAUCUGUUUCUGGCUUCAGGAAGUUUCUAGUGCUUUAAUAGCUAAAGGAGUCCUCUCAGCUAGUCUCCGUGAUCUAAAUCAGCUCUAACUAAAAAGCAAGCAGGACAUCCAGCAGAGACACUGCAGCAGCCCUCAGGACAUGGAGCUGUGCUGUGACUGUGGUCUACUGCAAACAUUCCAUUCAAUUAACUUUAAGAUCGAUGUUAUUUUCACAUUAGUUAUAGAAUAUGCAGCCAAAAAGAGUAGAUGUAUACUAUUCCAGUACAGAUGCAUGAUGUGUACAGGAUAUAUAUAUAUCUGUCUGUGGUAGAGUGGAUGCUGAGAGAUGUGAAUGAUGGAGCCAAUCAACCACAACUUGUUUUCCAAGCACAAGUAAAAAAGAAUGAAUACAGCAUCUCCCCCUCCCCCCCUACCAUUACCGCAACAGUCUCAAUGUUCUUGGAUAUGGAUCCUCCAAACCCCAUUGCGUGUGUAUAUCCAACUCCCACCCCUCACACACCUCUUGGCCCUCUAAAGAGACCAGGACAGACCCCAGGGACUGGUCUCUGGACCCACUAUGUCAGUUAUUAGUUAAUUGUAUGCAGUGCCCUGUAUGCUCCAUACCAGACUUACCAGUGCCUUUUGAUUUUAGGCACUAGCUAGCCUGUCACAGUCCAAGCUGUUCUCAUGUUCUGCUGCAACGCCUCAGUCCUCAUCACCAACAACAACAACCGCAGCAUCUGUUCUCUUCAUGCAUUAGCAUUUUUGCUGAACUAACAUCAAGAUGAUGCCAUUGGGACUGAAACCAUGCAGCAUGUUAAAGUACCUUCUCCCUUACCUACCCAGACCUUCCAGUGAAAUGGAAGAAACCGUUUUACCAAUGCUCUGCUUUGGCUGCAUUUCCACCGUGCAUCUUAUGUUGUGAAUGCCUGCAUGGAGCCCUGCAACAGGAGUGGCUGAAAAGCUGUUUAAAGUGUGAUGUAACGUGAAAAAGCAACACAUGAGAAUCCAAGUAAGCUGAAUGACUGUCAUGUAUGAAGUAUGUGUGCAGUCAAUGAUUGUUGUUAGUUUGAGUUCUGCAAAACAAACUCAUUCAGCUUGUCAUCCCUAUGGUCAUCGGGAACAAAUAAGCUCAUCCCCACCACCAUGGUUGUCAUGGUCACCAAAUCAAGUACACACCUAUCCCCAUUAUUUUGCCCAAAGACAAAGAGCCUCUUCUAUGCCCGAUUAAAACUGUGGGCAUUCAUCUUGGAUAUUGUUAUAACUGUUCUAAUUGUACACUCCCAUUAGAUGCCAAGACUGUUCCAGUGGAAUAAGUGGGCCCAAGUUGUAAAUGUUCACCAUGCAUUGCAUACCAUAUCUACCAGGCCAUUUUAAAAACUUAAGAUCGAAGCGUGAUAUAUACAGGAAGGCCUAGAUUCAAGCAGAUCAAGUGUUAACUGGCGACAGCCGACACCCACAUAGCUGAUGUUUUGGCAUCAGAAGUGGAACUGCGUUGGAGCUGUCAAAUCGGAGAGCAGCUGCUCUUUAUCAUUGUCACGAAGCCACACCCGUCCCACUCUCGUUAAGUUCAGAACGAGAAAGUGUAGUCUAUAUAGAAAUAAUGACGCACAAAUAGAAAAUCAUCAUCACGGUGUAGAUUACAUCUCACAUUCCAGUGUUCUAACUUAUAAACAAGGCUGCAUGGGAUUUCUCUUAAUGUGACUCCGUGCAGCCAAUGGCAAUGUCCGCUUUAGCAAUAAUGCCAAGAGCCGCUUGUGGAUUUGACAGCUCUAACGCAGUUCCGACACCGGUCAAACAACAGCUAUGCGGAUGUCGGCUAAAGCGGAUCUGAUUGAAUAGACCCUAAAUAUUUGAGAAACCAGAUAUUUUAGGAGAAAUUGUAUGCAUUAAUCUCAAUCCUUGGAUGCUGAUCUGUAGCGCCUCAACAGUGAGGUGUUUCACUGUGAAGGGGUGGCAUGUGUUGGACAUAGGGUGAGCCUCAGAGUUGAAUUUAAUAUAUAAAGUGUAUUUUUCUUAAAGGCUAUAGAGAUAAACUGUUUAUAUAAAGAGUAUAUCAAUAUUUAGAUUGCAAACAUUGUUUUGUUGCUGUAGAUCAUUAUAAACUGGGGUUAUUAAAGCUGAAAGAUUUAUUUUGUUAUCAUAAUUAUUUGCCUUGACUUUCACAGAAUUUUACAAUUGGACUUUUAGCCAAAGUGACUUACAUUUGACAUAUGUGUGGUCACAGGAAUCAGACCCACUACCUUGGCCUUACAAGCGCCAUUCUCUACCAACUGAGCUACAAAGAAUCAUGUAUAUUCUUUUCUUAUUUGAUAUUUUCAUUGUUUGUUUUUCUGGUUGAUUGUUGUGUUAGGACUGUUGAACUCGGUUUAAUUUAGCAUGUAGCUCUCUCUCAAUAGAGUAUCGAGUGAAGGUGAUCAAGUUAACCAGGGUAAUUUGGAAGGGUCUUCAGAAAUGGUAGUACCAAGAGCCAUAUUGGGUAUCCAUCCCUGCCAUGUAUCUCAACCAGAGCUGCCUAUGUAAUCUGGCUAUACACCCACUCAGACAUUGUAAUCCUUCCCACAAACAUACAGCCAUAGACUGGACCGUUGUUACUCUUUGAUUGAUACAAACAAGGCUUUUAAAACAGCAACAACCAUUUACUAUAGCUUUUGAUUUGAUUCUUUAAAAUAGUAUUUUGCAGGGAAUUAGAGGAUGCAUGUAUAAUUUAAGGGUUUAUGUCUCCGUGUGUAGAGUAGGAUGUGUGUAAUUGUUGAUAAAGGAUCAGACAUCCAUUUUCUGGUCCAGGUAUGGCUCACUAAGGGACUCAACGACACAGUUUCCAGUUCAGUUGACCUUACCUUUUCAUUUCCAUCCAUCCAUUAAAGAUUGUCCAUCAGAGUUCAUAUAUCUGUUCUGUCAAACCUCACCAACUCCUGUUGUUUGUCUCAAUCUGUACAAUCAGUUUAGUUAUUUUGUUUGUUUAUAAAAUACAAUGCUAGGGAACCUAUUGGUUCUACUGUAGCAUACCAUAACUCUGAGACCAUACGUUGUAUUCUCAAACUUCACUAAAGACAGACAUAUGUAAUUCUGUCCCAAUCGAAAGAGCACACAAAGUUCAAUGCCAUUUUGAGUCCAAAAUGCUGUUCUCUUGCAACGGGUUUCAGUAGUGCAAAGAGUCUUGGGUAAUAGUAAUAGACACUAUGUUGUCAUCACAGAACACAAACCAGUUAAUCAGUCAAUCAUCACACUGCGAGUUUAGUUCUUUGUUCAAUUGAUUUUCUCAUUGAAGAAUUGCCUAUAGUAUUCUUUACACUUCAUAAUGUUGAAUUCAAACAAUUAGAUUUUCACUUGUGAUUAUUUUGUGCUCAAUUCAUGUUUUCCUUAUUAGACAUUUUCAUGUUUUUACAUGAAAGGUUCUCUGCACGUUUUUUAUAUUGACAUGGUUUUCAGGGCUCUGUUCAAUCUGUGUUGCUGAAGUGUUACAGAUUGCGCGAUAGCAAUUUAAAGGUCAUAUCUGAUUGAGCUGACAUAUGCAGUGUUUACUGUAAAUGCAGUCUCCGCUUACGCAGGAACAUUACCUUUACAUUUCAAUCACGCUGUAACGCUGAACUUCUGCAACGUGGAUUGAAUAGAGCCCUUAGUGUAUUGUAGUCACUAUCAUGGCUUUAAAUUAAUUCCAAUGUUUUACAGACUAUGGAAUAAUGUCUGAUGAUUGAAAUAAAGCAUGUUUAUUCAUCUAA
Oncorhynchus kisutch (coho salmon) is the source of this 7695-nucleotide messenger RNA. Its product is annotated as AMP deaminase 2. Gene Ontology annotation, molecular function: AMP deaminase activity. Gene Ontology annotation, biological process: IMP salvage; AMP metabolic process. The transcript is spliced from 18 exons. Lineage: Eukaryota; Metazoa; Chordata; Actinopteri; Salmoniformes; Salmonidae. The coding region runs from base 464 to 2767 and encodes 767 amino acids. Gene Ontology annotation, cellular component: cytosol. The record is from RefSeq and is a predicted model, not a curated record.